UCAUGAAUUAGUUUUUGUCUCAAAAAGGUUGAAAACAUUGUUUGAAUUCACCUAUUUUACAUACUUUACAGACUAUGACAUGGUUUUUGCAGACGUAUGGUACUACUGUAUAGACAGCAUCAACUGAACAUAGCUCAGUUUGAUGAGAAUGUGACUCAACAUAACCUUAAAUAUUUGAUAUUAGUAUUAUUGUUUUGGUUUAUACGUAAAUAUCGUAUACGGUAUAAUAUUUUAUUUUGUACAAAGUAUUAUUACAUAUCGGCAUGAUGUCGGAGGACGAAGUAGAAAGCUUUGAAAUUACGGAUUACGAUCUCGAAAAUGAAUUCAAUAUCAAUCGUCCCAGACGCAAAUUAUCAAAGAAGCAACAAAUGCUUGGUAUUUGGGCUGAUGAUAGUGAUGAAGAAGAAUUAUCUACAAGACCGUCAUUUAAAACUUUUGAUAAAGGGCCAAAAAAUUAUACUGCGCCAGUAAAUUUUGUAGCGGGAGGUAUUCAACAAAGUGGAAAGCCAAAAGAAGAAUCAGAAAAAAAGGAUGAUAAUGAAAGUGAUAAUGAAAGCGAAGGCAAAUCUCAGAGGGAGUUUCCAAACAGUUCAAGUUCUGAAGAUGAACGGCCAAGUAAUGUUCAACAGCGUCCAUCCUUUUCAUUAAAUACAGAUGGUGAUAUUGCCGGUUUACGUAGAAAGAAGGCUAAAGUAAAUCCAUUGUUAAUACAAAGCGGAAUGGGUAGUUGGGAAGUUCAUACAAAAGGUAUUGGCGCUAAACUAUUACUACAGAUGGGUUUUGAACCUGGGAAAGGAUUAGGUAAACAGUUGCAAGGUAUAAGUGCUCCAGUAGAAGCACAUUUGAGGAAAGGUAGAGGAGCAAUUGGUGCUUAUGGGCCAGAAAAGUGUCCAAAAGUUCCAGAAAAGAAAAAAGAGGAAGAUGCGGAGGAUGGAAAGGAACCUAAAGCUAAAUUAUCACAAUGGCGGAAGGGAGAUGGAAAUGCUGCUAAGAAGAAAGUAAAAUAUGUUUAUCGCAGUGUUGAUCAGGUUAUAGAAGAUGGAAAAUUGAAACCUAACAAAAAAGUGAGAAUCUCAAGUGAAAUGAGCAGGGUUAAAGUCAUAGAUAUGACUGGUCCAGAACAAAGAAUUCUCAGCGGAUAUCAUGCAAUAGCUGGCGGUCAACAACGACCCGAUGACAAUAUCAUUAUCACUGACAAGAAAUCAAAGGUUAAUUUUGCAUUGCCAGAACUUCAGUAUAAUUUGAAUGUACUUGUAGAUAUGUGUGAACAGGAUAUCAUACAAAAUGAUAGGAGAACAAGGCAUUUAAGUGACAGAGUAGUUGCACUAGAAGCAGAAAAGAAAAACUUAGCCAAAGUCGUGGAUCAACACGACCAUCUUAUUAAUACUUUAGAAAAUGUCCUCGCAAUCGUAGAUAGACUAAUGGACGAAACAAAUCAAAUGUCCUUACAAGAAACUGCAGAAGCUUUCAAAGAUUUACAAGAUAAAUAUUACGAAGAAUAUAAAAUGUAUGAACUUGGUGAAUUAGCCAGCAGUUUUGUUGGGCCAAAAAUAAAAGACUGUUUAGUUAGUUGGAAUCCGUUAAUACAACCGAAACAACCCAUUAAGUUAUUUGAGCAAUGGAAGUGUAUUCUAGAAAGUGGCAUUACUACCCUUCAAACGAGAACAAUGCAUCCAUAUGACCACCUAGUUUGGAAUUCGUGGAUGCCAUCGAUUAGAGGGGCUAUACAGCAGUGGACUUGUAGGGAGCCAGUACCACUUAUUGAGUUAAUAGAAUAUUGGAUGCCAUUACUUCCAGCCUGGAUAUUAGAAAAUAUUUUAGAUCUGUUAAUUCUCCCCAAACUUACCCUAGAAGUAGAGGAAUGGAAUCCCCUGACUGAUACAGUACCUAUUCACACAUGGAUCCAUCCGUGGUUACCACUGUUACGAAGUCGUUUGGAUACAUCAAUAUAUCCAAUAAUACGACGUAAAUUAGGAUCGGCGUUAGGAGGUUGGCAUCCGUCCGACAGAUCUGCUAGAUUAAUGUUACAACCGUGGUCCAAUGUGUUUGCGAAAGGAGACAUGGAAGCCUUCUUAGUGAAAAAUAUUAUACCGAAGUUGCAAAUAGCGUUGUCAGAGUUUGUUAUAAAUCCGCAUCAGCAACAUUUAGAUCAAUGGAAUUGGGUUUACGAAUGGAAAGAAUUGAUUCCGUCUCACAUAAUGGCAGGACUGCUUGACAAAUUCUUCUUCCCCAAGUGGCUGCAAGUUCUUGCGCUUUGGUUGAAUCAUUCCCCUAAUUAUGAUCAGGUUACAAACUGGUACAUGGGUUGGAAAGGCAUGUUAAGUGAAAAAAUGUUAGCUGAGCCUUUGGUGAAAGAACACUUCAAGAAAGCGUUGGAUAUGAUGAACAGAGCAGUUUCCACACCGCAGAGUCAUCAACCCGGUGCGAUGGAGCAAGUUUCGUAUUUAACGAGCUUAGAAAGGACUCAACCUACCAUGUCACAAAUGCCACCGACCGCCCAGCCAAGAAUGGAAAGACUCGCCGAAGCGGUACGGACAGCGUCGCAAAUACCUCAAGGUUUCAAAGACCUUGUCCAAAAGAAAUGCGAAGAAAGAGGCAUUCUGUUUAUGCCUAUACCGAAUCGGUAUAGAGAAGCAAAACAAGUUUAUAAAGUGGGUAAUGUCCAGGCUUAUAUAGACGGAAAUGUCUUGUUCGUCUGUCACAACGGCAUGAAUUGGGUGCCGACGCAUUUGAAUGCUUUAUUGGACAUGUCAGAACUUUAAGUGUAACAAUAAUCUUGAUUUAUGAUGCGAGUUCAAUUAUAUGUAACUUAUCUUGUACAUAUGUAUACUGUAAAAUAGUAUUGUGAUAAACGAUGUUGAAUAAUUGCAUUGUAUAGAGUGAAUGAUUACAAAGAAAUUAAUUAUUGUCUUUUGUACAAUUUGUUGUAUGAUAUUUUAUUGUUAAUUACUUGACAAUUAAGACAGAAUUUAUCAGA
Megachile rotundata (alfalfa leafcutting bee) is the source of this 2977-nucleotide messenger RNA. RefSeq names its product septin interacting protein 1 (gene sip1). The record is from RefSeq and is a predicted model, not a curated record. NCBI's taxonomy places the organism in Eukaryota, Metazoa, Arthropoda, Insecta, Hymenoptera, Megachilidae. Gene Ontology annotation, biological process: spliceosomal complex disassembly. Gene Ontology annotation, molecular function: nucleic acid binding; oxidoreductase activity, acting on CH-OH group of donors; flavin adenine dinucleotide binding. Gene Ontology annotation, cellular component: U2-type post-mRNA release spliceosomal complex.